AUGACUGUAAGGAAAAGAUUAAAAGGUUUUUCUAAAAACAAAAGAAGCUUGUUUAAAGAUGAAGAAGAAACGAAUUAUGGAAAAAUCGUUUUACUUGGCGACGCUGGCGUUGGAAAGACAUCUCUUAUUGACCGUAUGGCGAAUAAUUCUUUCACUGAACACUACAACCCAACUGCAAUUACGUCCAUAGUCAACGCAAAGAUUCUUAUUGGGCAAAAUGACCAAGUUAAUGAACAUUACACCUCUCGAAUCAAUCACAAUUUUAAUAUUUUAAACAAUAAAAACACUGCUAAAAGUAGUUUGGAAACAACACGAAUUAAAGGACACAAAGAUCGAUAUUGCUGCUUCCAAUUCGUUAACACCAACGCUGAUAUAACCCAUGUUGCACCUGUGACAUAUAGAGCCACCGUAGCAAAUGUAAAAGGUGUUAUUUUAGUGUGUGCUUUUGAUAAAAGCGAUAGUUUGAAGCAUCUUAAAGAAAUGUACAACAGUGUCCACUCUAUAACUGGCAAAGUAGACAUUCCUGUUGUUAUUGCAGCUAAUAAAUGUGAUUUAAAAAACACAAAAAUAUCAGUAGAUGAAAUUAUGAGAGUUGCAGAAGAGUUGGGUGUGGGUUACUGUAUGAUCAGUGCAGCUUCAUCGAAUGGUUGUGGAAAUUUAAUACAACUGUUAUUAAACGCCUUGCAAAGUAAAAGUGAAACUACUGAGGAUAUAUUUUAUAAAGAUAAAAAGAAAGACGAAAAUUGCGUCAUCAUGUAA
Messenger RNA from Hydractinia symbiolongicarpus, 759 nucleotides. RefSeq names its product GTP-binding protein Di-Ras1-like. The transcript has a single exon. The record is from RefSeq and is a predicted model, not a curated record. Gene Ontology annotation, cellular component: plasma membrane. Gene Ontology annotation, molecular function: GTPase activity; GDP binding; GTP binding. Gene Ontology annotation, biological process: signal transduction. Bases 1 to 759 code for a protein of 252 amino acids. NCBI's taxonomy places the organism in Eukaryota, Metazoa, Cnidaria, Hydrozoa, Anthoathecata, Hydractiniidae.